AUGCCCUUCGGACUUAAAAACGCUGGAGCAACGUACCAGAGGCUAAUGAACAAGAUGUUUGCACAUCAAAUAGGCAGGAACGUUCAGGUUUACGUUGACGACAUGUUAGUCAAAAGUCUGCACGAAAAAGAUCAUCUGGGCGACCUCCGAGAAACGUUCAACACAAUUUGGUCAUUCAACAUGAAGCUAAAUCCAAGCAAGUGCGCGUUCGGGGUCACAGCGGGAAAAUUCCUGGGUUUUAUGGUAUCCCAGAGAGGAAUAGAAGUUAACCCGGAGAAGAUUCGUUUCAAGGGCGACGGACAGGUGCUUACCAUUCUUCAGAACCCUAAGUCAUUUGAGUGGACGGAUGAGUGCCAAGCGGCCUUCAACGAUUUAAAAGCGUAUCUCUCAUCUCCUCCACUACUCAGUCCAUCCGUGCAAGGUGAAGAACUCUACCUUUACUUAGCAGUAUCACAUGCCGCAGUAAGCGCAGCUUUAGUAAGGGAGGAGGAAGGGAUACAAAAACCUGUCUAUUUUACCAGCCGUGCACUCCGUGGAGCAGAGGAGAGGUACCCCCAAAUGGAGAAGUGGGCUUUUGCGCUAGUAAUAGCUGCGCGGAGACUUAAGCCGUACUUCCAGGCACACACAAUCAUUGUUUUAACAGACAAGCCACUGAGGAAAGCUAUGAACAGCCCGGAAGCAGCGGGAAGAAUGGCCUUGUGGGCAAUAGAGCUAAGCGAGUUCGAUAUCCAAUACCGACCCCGGACGGCGAUGAAAGGACAGGCAGUUGCUGACUUCAUAGCCGAAUUUACACUCGGGGAGGACCAAUUGGAAGAAGUAAGGGAACAGUGGAAAAUCUACACCGACGGGUCCUCAAACAGGCGAACCGGAGGAGCUGGAGUCGUUAUACAAACUCCGCGGGGAGACACGAUACGAUGCAUGAUCCGCCUGGACUUUCCAGUAACCAACAACGAAGCAGAGUAUGAGGCCUUGGUAGCAGGACUAGACCUCGCAAGGGCCGCGGGAGCGGAGAGCGUAAUCGUCCACUGCGAUUCGCAAGUUGUAACAAGUCAGAUCAAUGGCGACUACGAGUGCAAAAAUGAUAGGAUGAAGAGAUACUUGGAGGAAGUGAAGAACCGGAUUAGCAGCAUUGAAGUCAAAUUCGUUCAAAUCCCACGGGAAGAGAACGGGUGGGCAGACCAAUUGGCAAAGUCUGCAUCAGCCGAGUUCGUAGUGAUCCCCGAACAGGUAUUAUCGUUCGUGCAAACAUCCUCAUUAAUCGAUAACGAAACAAACAUGCAGGUUGGGGGCUCUGAGUGUGACUGGGCUGGGCCAUUAAUCGCCUACCUAAAGGACGGGGUGUUACCGGACGAGAAAGGCGCCGCCAGAAAAUUGAAGGUCCAGGCUUCACGGUUCGUGCUGAUAAAAGACAUCCUAUAUAAAAGAGGUUUUUCUCGACCAUACCUGAGGUGUUUGUGCAAAGAAGAGGCGAAUUAUGUAAUGAGAGAAGUGCAUGAGGGUAUCUGCGGAAACCACUCAGGGGCGCGAUCACUGGUACAUAAGCUGAUCCGUGCAAGGUACUACUGGCCUACAAUGAUGAAGGACGUGCAAGCCUAUGUCCAAUGUUGCGACAAAUGCCAGAGGUUCAGCAAUUUCAUCAGGCAGCCGUCCGAAGAGCUGACACCUAUGACGACACCCUGGCUAUUUGCACAAUGGGGACUUGACAUUAUGGGCCCUUUUCCUACAGCAGUUAGACAGUUAAAAUUCUUGGUCGUCGGCAUAGACUACUUCACCAAGUGGGUCGAGGCGGAAGCUUUAGCCACCAUUGCGGAGAAAAAUAUCCGAAGUUUUGUCUGGAGAAACAUCAUAUGCAGGUACGGGAUCCCCAGGGUACUGGUCUCUGACAACGGCAAACAGUUCGACAACAAUAUAAUCAAGAUCCGUCUUGAAGGAGCAAAAGGCUUAUGGCCAGACGAACUACCGAGCGUCCUAUGGGCAUACCGAACCACAGCAAGAACACCCACGGGAGAAACACCUUUCCGUCUAGCGUAUGGUACAGAAGCUGUCAUCCCUGCAGAAGUGGGACUCACCAGUUACCGUGUGGAGAACUACAACGAAGGUGCAAAUAAAGAAGCUAUGCGCCUCCAACUUGAUCUACUGGACGAAGUCAGAGCGACGGCCGAGCAAAGACUAGCACGCUAUCAGAAUCUCAUGGCGAGACAUUACAACAACAAAGUAAGGCACAGGGACUUCGGGGUCGGGGACCUAGUGCUGCGGAAAGUAAUGGGUGCCGCCAGAGACUUCUCGCAAGGGAAACUCGGCCCCAACUGGGAAGGACCCUACAGGAUCAUGUCAUGGCAAAGGAAGGGGACCUACCACCUCGAGACGUUGGAGGGACGACCACUACAGCACCCAUGGAACUCAGAGCAUCUUCGGAAAUACUACCCGUAG
Molecule: messenger RNA, 2430 nt
Organism: Quercus lobata
Lineage: Eukaryota; Viridiplantae; Streptophyta; Magnoliopsida; Fagales; Fagaceae
Exons: 3
Coding region: 1-2430 (809 amino acids)
Biological process (GO): DNA integration
Molecular function (GO): RNA-DNA hybrid ribonuclease activity; nucleic acid binding
Source: RefSeq, a predicted model, not a curated record